UUCGGCGGCGGCGGCGGCGGCGGCGGCGGGAGCGGGAGCGAGGCCGCGUGAGGUCCGGGCCGAUCCCCGGCGGAGAGCGCGCCAGCAGCGCGGGAUGGCAGCGUCGGUGGCGGCGGGCGCGGGCAGCCCCGGCUCCGGGGACGGGCCCGCGGGCGCCGAGAAGCGCGGGCCCGGGGGCCCCGGGGGGCCGGCUGCCUCGGCCUCGGCCGCGUCCGGGGGCCCUUCGGGGUCGGGCUCCGCUGCCGCCGCCUCGUCCUCCUCGGCCGCGGCUGGCUCGUCGGCGGCAGCCUCAGCCGGAGGCCCCUCAGGGCCUGCGGCUGCCGCCUCCUCGGCCUCGGGCGCCGCGGGCCCUGCCGCCUCUUCGGCCUCGGGCGCGGCGGCGGCGGCGGCGGCGGGUGGAGGGCCGAGCGAGGCGGCCGAGCUGCUGGAGCACUGUGGCGUGUGCAGGGAGCGCCUGCGGCCCGAGCGGGAGCCGCGCCUGCUGCCCUGCCUGCACUCGGUGUGCGGUCAGUGCCUGCUGCUCGGGCCGGCCUCGCCUGCCGCCGCCAACAACGGGGGCGACGGCGCGGGUGAGCCUGCCGGGCGGGGGAGGGUGGUGGACUGUCCGGUUUGCAAACAGCAAUGCUUUGCCAAGGACAUCGUGGAAAACUAUUUCAUGAGAGACAGUGGCACCAAGACCUCCACCGACACCAAGGAUGCCAACCAGUGCUGCACCAGCUGCGAGGACAAUGCCCCUGCCACCAGCUACUGUGUUGAGUGCUCAGAGCCCCUGUGUGAGACGUGCGUGGAGGCCCACCAGCGGGUCAAGUACACCAAGGACCACACCGUCCGCUCCACUGGCCCUGCCAAGACCCGAGAUGGGGAGCGCACUGUCUACUGUUCAGUCCACAAGCACGAGCCGCUGGUCCUCUUCUGCGAGAGCUGCGACACCCUCACCUGCCGAGAUUGCCAGCUCAAUGCCCACAAGGAGCAUCAAUACCAGUUUCUGGAGGAUGCUGUGAGAAACCAGAGGAAGCUCCUGGCCUCCCUGGUCAAGCGCUUGGGGGACAAGCAUGCCACCCUGCAGAAGAACACCAAGGAAGUGCGCACCUCGAUCCGCCAAGUGACCGAUGUGCAGAAGCGGGUGCAGGUGGAUGUGAAAAUGGCCAUCCUGCAGAUCAUGAAAGAAUUGAACAAGCGUGGGCGCGUGCUGGUUAACGAUGCCCAGAAGGUGACAGAGGGGCAGCAGGAGCGCCUAGAGCGCCAGCACUGGACCAUGACCAAGAUCCAGAGGCACCAGGAGCACAUCCUGCGCUUUGCUUCCUGGGCUCUGGAAAGUGACAACAACACAGCCUUGCUGCUGUCCAAGAAGCUGAUUUACUUCCAGCUGCACCGUGCCCUCAAGAUGAUUGUGGACCCCGUGGAACCCCAGGGGGACAUGAAGUUCCAGUGGGACCUCAACGCUUGGACCAAAAGCGCCGAGGCCUUCGGUAAGAUUGUUUCAGAGAGGAGUGGUCCCGGUUCCAUGGCCCCUCCCCGGGCCCCUGGCAAGCCUGGAGGCAAUCAGGCCAUGGAUCUGCAAGAAGGUUAUGGGAGCUAUGGCCCAGAUGAUCCCUACAGUGCUGAGCCCAACGUGUCUGGAAUGAAAAGGUCCAGAUCGGGUGAGGGCGAAGUGAGCGGCCUCAUGCGGAAGGUGCCCAGGGUGAGCCUGGAGCGCCUCGAUCUGGACCUGACAGCAGACAGCCAGCCCCCAGUCUUCAAGGUCUUCCCAGGGACCACCAAUGAAGACUACAACCUCAUCGUCAUCGAGAGGGGGGGCCAGCCAGGGGCACCAGGGGGUCCUCCUAUGCCGCCCAUGGCCAUGGUCAAGGAGGAGGAGACAGAGGCUGCCAUCGGAGCCCCCCCAGGGGUAGAGGGCCUGGAGACAAAGCCACUAUUGCUGCCUCCUCUGGAGGCCUCGGGCCCCGAGGGUCCCCACCUGGCCUCCCCCAGCGGCAGCACCAGCUCUGGCCUGGAAGUGCUGGGAGGCUCCGAUGCAGCCGCUGCCGCGGCCUCUGCAGCCACUGGUGGCCCCGGAGCCGUGGAUGACAGCGCCACCAUCUGCCGCGUCUGCCAGAAGCCGGGGGACCUGGUGAUGUGUAGCCAGUGUGAAUUCUGCUUCCAUUUGGAGUGUCACCUGCCGACCCUGCAGGAGGUGCCUGGGGAGGAGUGGAGCUGCUCCCUGUGCCAGGAGGUGGUGGACUGCAAAGAUGAGGUCCCUCUUCCUGGCCCCGACAGUGUGGCCUUGACCCCCGAUGGGGAUACCUGCCCUGCCAAGCUGUCACCUACUAACCAGCAGAAGUGUGAGCGUGUGCUGCUGGCCUUGCUCUGCCACGAGCCAUGCCGUCCCCUGCACCGACUGGCCACGGACCCCACACCCUCAGCAGAGCAGCCGGGCACUCUGGACCUCACUCUGAUCCGCGCACGCCUCCAGGAGAAGCUGUCGCCCCCAUACAGCUCCCCACAGGAGUUUGCCCAGGAUGUGGGCCGCAUGUUCAAGCAGUUCAACAAACUCACUGAGGACAAAGCUGAUGUCCAGUCCAUCAUUGGCCUUCAACGCUUCUUUGAGACUCGCAUGAACGAGGCUUUUGGGGACACCAAGUUCUCAGCUAUUCUGGUGGAGCCCCUCCCUCCCCCUAUCCCGGGCCCUGGCCUGGCCCCUCCAGAGCUGGUGGGGGGCCCCAGCGACAGUAACUGAACCCCCACCUUGCCCCAGAAUGGCUCCAUCAUCCCCUCACUCAUUCCUUCCUUCACCUGUUGGUCCUUCUGUAUCCUAUCCCCAGAUGCAGUUUUUACUUCUCUGAUUUAAUAAAAACGUAACCCAGGAGACAAGGUCCCACAGUCCCACAAGGUCACACAGACCCAGAGCAAGCGGGGUGGCCUGGGAGUCCCUGGCAGUGGGGCUGGCUGGUGGGCAUGGUGGCUUCCUGGGCUGCCCUGGCUGGAGCAGAGUCCUCCCUCCCCUUAGCGGGAGGCUUCUCGGGGAGGCACAGCUUGCUGCCCGGGGGGGGAGAGGACUCCGGCCCUAAGGGUCCUUCCCUCUUCCAUUUAGACUAGACAGUCUUUCCUCUUAGGGCCCUCACACCCACUUCUGGCCCCCCAAGGUCUGAAUGGUUCAGAAGUAGGGUUAGUUUUUCCUGACAAUCUCUCCCUGGAGAAGCUGGGGCUUGGAAGGGGCUUUUGGGGGGCUGCCCCACCUAGGUGGGGCCUAGGAGCUGUCAACUUUUGUCAUCUGCUUCUUGUACUGAGCUUGGAGUUCAUUGAAACACCCAUCCAAUAAACUUGCCAGCCAUGCCUCUCCCUGCCUCCA
Phascolarctos cinereus (koala) is the source of this 3328-nucleotide messenger RNA. The record is from RefSeq and is a predicted model, not a curated record. NCBI's taxonomy places the organism in Eukaryota, Metazoa, Chordata, Mammalia, Diprotodontia, Phascolarctidae.